CCCAAGUUCCGCGGAGUUGGCGGGGCCGCGCCGUCGGUCCCUGCCGCGCUCUCCCCUUCCGCGUUCCGCCGUCCGCCCCACCUGGCGCCCCUGUCCCCGGCAGGCGCCCCAGGCUAUGGCCCGAGUGUCCGGGGCGCGGCGCUGACGGCGGCCGGCGGAGCGCGCCAUGCCCAGCAGGUCCAGCCCCAAGAUGGACGGGAGCGGCGUCCGCGUCCGCCUGAAGGUGCACUACGGCGGGGACAUCCUGAUCACCAGUGUGGACGCGGCCACGACCUUCGAUGAGCUCCGAGAGGAGGUGCGGGACAUGUGCCGGCUGCGCCAGGAGUACCCGCUCACCCUCAAGUGGGUGGACAGCGAAGGUGACCCCUGCACUGUGUCCUCACAGAUGGAGCUGGAGGAAGCCUUUCGCCUGGCCUGUCAGCCCAAGUGUGAAGGGCUCGUCAUCCAUGUGUUCCCGAGUGUCCCCGAGCAGCCUGGCAUGCCCUGUCCUGGAGAAGAUAGUACAUUGGCGGGGCCCGCAGGUGCCGGGCUGGACGGUCCUCAAAGCCCAGCACGCCCCUGGUAAAGAGCAGACAUACAAAAACCAAGCAGAGUCCAUCUACCGCCGGGGAGCCAGGAGAUGGAGGAAGCUGUACCAGGCCAACGGCCACCUCUUCCAGGCCAAGCGCUUUAACAGGAAAGCGUACUGUGGCCAGUGCAGUGAAAGGAUAUGGGGCCUCGCCAGGCAGGGCUACAGGUGCGUCCACUGCAAGCUGCUGGUCCAUAAGCGCUGCCACGGCCUCGUCCCGCUGACCUGCAGAAGGCUUAUGGAUUCUGUCAUGCCUUCCCAAGAGCCUCCAGUAGCUGAGAAGAGCGACGGCGUGGACCUUCCCUCGGAGGAGACCGAUGGCAUUGCGUACAUUUCUUCCUCCCGGAAGCACGAGGGCAUCAAAGACGAUUCCGAGGACCUGAAACCUGUCAUUGAUGGGGUCGACGGGAUCAAGAUCUCUCAGGGGCUCGGGCUGCAGGACUUCGACCUCAUCAGGGUCAUCGGGCGCGGCAGCUACGCCAAGGUCCUCCUGGUGCGGCUGAAGAAGAACGACCAGGUCUACGCCAUGAAGGUGGUCAAGAAGGAGCUGGUCCACGACGACGAGGAUAUCGACUGGGUGCAGACAGAGAAGCACGUGUUUGAGCAGGCAUCCAGCAACCCCUUCCUCGUCGGCUUACACUCCUGCUUCCAGACAACCAGCAGGUUGUUCCUGGUCAUAGAGUACGUCAACGGUGGGGACCUCAUGUUCCACAUGCAGAGACAGAGGAAGCUCCCGGAGGAACACGCCAGGUUCUACGCUGCUGAGAUCUGCGUUGCUCUCAACUUCUUGCAUGAGAGAGGGAUCAUCUACCGGGACCUGAAGCUGGACAAUGUGCUUCUGGACGCUGAUGGACACAUCAAGCUGACAGACUACGGCAUGUGCAAGGAAGGCCUGGGCCCUGGGGACACCACAAGUACUUUCUGCGGAACCCCAAAUUACAUCGCCCCGGAAAUCCUGCGGGGAGAGGAGUACGGGUUCAGCGUGGACUGGUGGGCGCUGGGCGUCCUCAUGUUCGAGAUGAUGGCCGGGCGCUCCCCCUUCGACAUCAUCACCGACAACCCUGACAUGAACACAGAGGACUACCUUUUCCAAGUUAUCCUGGAGAAGCCAAUCCGCAUCCCCCGGUUCCUCUCCGUCAAAGCCUCCCACGUCUUGAAAGGAUUCCUAAACAAGGACCCCAAGGAGAGGCUCGGCUGCCGGCCACAGACUGGCUUUUCGGACAUCAAGUCCCACGCCUUCUUCCGCAGCAUCGACUGGGACCUGCUAGAGAAGAAGCAGGCCCUGCCUCCCUUCCAGCCGCAGAUCACUGAUGACUACGGCCUGGACAAUUUCGACACGCAGUUCACCAGCGAGCCCGUGCAGCUGACCCCAGAUGAUGAGGACGUCAUAAAGAGGAUCGACCAGUCUGAGUUCGAAGGCUUCGAGUACAUCAACCCGCUUCUGCUCUCCACCGAGGAGUCCGUGUGAGGCCUCGUGCCUCUCUGCCGUGGACAUACCUGUGAACGACCCCGUGACCUCAUCCUUCACCACAGCAUAUGCAUGCCAGGCUGGGCACGAGGCUCUGGGCAGCCAGGGAGGGACGCUGGCCCGAGACUGGAGGGAGACAUCCCCUCAGGCAGGCGCCUCUGGGCAGAGCAGCCCCUUGCAUCUGGGCCUGGAGAGGCCGGCUUCGUGCUGGGGAAUGGCUUCUUGGACCUGCGUGGUGGACCACCGCGGCGCUACCCAGGCGGAGACUCGCCAUCUCGAAGGUGCACAUUUUCCACAGAAGCAGAACUCGAUGCACUGACGUGCUCCUCCAGGAGAGUUAGUGUUGUGUCCUGAGGAAUAAAAUGUCCCGAUGGUG
Messenger RNA from Marmota monax (woodchuck), 2412 nucleotides. It is a transcript of the gene Prkcz, whose product is annotated as protein kinase C zeta. NCBI's taxonomy places the organism in Eukaryota, Metazoa, Chordata, Mammalia, Rodentia, Sciuridae. The record is from RefSeq and is a predicted model, not a curated record. Gene Ontology annotation, biological process: intracellular signal transduction; peptidyl-serine phosphorylation. Gene Ontology annotation, molecular function: ATP binding; protein serine/threonine kinase activity; protein binding. Bases 279 to 2036 code for a protein of 585 amino acids. The transcript has 19 exons.